Messenger RNA from Linum trigynum, 2424 nucleotides. Lineage: Eukaryota; Viridiplantae; Streptophyta; Magnoliopsida; Malpighiales; Linaceae. The record is from the annotation of a GenBank genome assembly.
GUUAUCAAUGAAAAGAAGUUGGAGGCGUUUAGACGCAGAGGAAGAAGGACAACAAGUCAACAACAAGCCGCUGCCGCCGUCGCCGUCUACCCCCAGUUUCCUCUCACCGGCAGCGACGACGGUGGUCAUUCCGGCGACGACUUUCAACAUGUUAUACGAAGUGGGCCUGGGCUCCGGUGGGCCCGUAACCAUGAUCUACGGCUGGUGGGCGGUGUUUGCUAGCUCUCUUUAUCUAGCUUUGUGGAAACCAAGAGGAGCACGUUGUUGACUGGAUCAGCCAACUUGAUUCGACACCUGUAAUAAUAAACAAAUUCACCGGACUGGUGUGAAAUAAAUCAAAUUAAAGGCAUCCGAUUCUUUCUUUUGAUAGCUGUUCUCCGAAUCUUUUUCCAUUCAUUCACACUUCACAGCACACUCUUCAACUGCUCCCUCCUCCUCCUCCUCCAAACAAGCAAACAUGGUCUCCGCCGGAGCCGACACCUCGCUUUUGCCAUUUCACAACGACCCUGCAGCUGCAAAUGGCGUCGGCGAUGAUGGCGCUCAAGAUUCCGGCACCGCCCGUCUCAGGCAGCUCGGCUACAAACAAGAGCUCAAGCGAGACCUCUCGAUGUUCUCGAAUUUCGCCUUCUCCUUCUCGAUCAUCUCGGUGCUCACCGGAGUAACCACUCUUUACAACACUGGGUUGACCUUCGGAGGGCCGGUCUCGUUGUUAUAUGGCUGGUUGAUAGCCGGUUUGUUCACCAUGUUUGUCGGGUCUGCAAUGGGCGAAAUUUGCUCUGCCUACCCGACUUCCGGUGGUCUCUACUACUGGAGCGCGAAGCUUGCCGGGCCUUCUUGGGCGCCUUUUGCCUCCUGGAUCACUGGCUGGUUCAACAUUGUUGGCCAGUGGGCUGUAACGACGAGCGUGGACUUUUCCCUUGCACAAAUGAUUCAGGUGAUCAUUCUGCUGAGCACAGGUGGUCAAAAUGGUGGUGGAUAUCAAGCAUCCAAGUAUGUAGUCAUUGCAUUGCAUGGUGGCAUCCUGUUCCUCCAUGCUGUCAUAAACAGUCUACCGAUUUCCAUGCUGUCCUUCUUCGGCCAGCUGGCUGCUAUUUGGAACCUUCUCGGUGUUGUACUUCUGACGAUACUCAUCCCAACUGUUGCAACAGAAAGAGCGAGUGCUAAGUUUGUAUUCACCCACUUCAAUACUGAUAACGGGGAUGGAAUCAACAACAAGCUUUACAUCUUUGUUCUGGGGCUUCUGAUGAGCCAGUACACCCUUACAGGAUAUGAUGCGUCUGCUCACAUGACAGAGGAAACGAAGAAUGCUGACAAGAAUGGUCCAAAGGGAAUAAUAAGUUCCAUAGGGAUAUCAGUCAUAUUUGGAUGGUUGUACAUACUUGGAAUCACAUUUGCUGUCACCGAUAUCCCUUCUCUUCUGAGUAAAGACAACGAUGCUGGUGGCUAUGCUAUUGCCGAAAUAUUCUACCAAGCUUUCAGAAGAAGAUAUGGAAGUGGAGUUGGGGGAAUCAUAUGCUUAGGGGUUGUUGCAGUUGCCAUCUUCUUCUGUGGUAUGAGUUCCGUCACUAGCAACUCUAGGAUGGUUUAUGCAUUCUCUAGAGAUGGAGCCAUGCCAUUCUCUUCGCUCUGGCACAAAGUCAACAAUCAAGAAGUUCCCAUCAAUGCCGUUUGGUUAUCUGUCGUCAUAUCCUUCUGCAUGGCAUUAACGUAUCUCGGAAGUGAAGUGGCAUUUCAAGCAAUGGUGUCUAUAGCAACCAUCGGGCUCUACAUUGCAUACGCCUUGCCAAUCUUCUUCAGGGUGACAUUGGCUCGCAAGAGGUUUGUUCGGGGCCCAUUCCACUUGGGACGGUAUGGCCUCGUUGUUGGUUGGAUCGCUGUGAUCUGGGUCGUGACUAUCUCGGUUCUGUUCUCUCUGCCGGUAGCCUACCCGAUCACCAUCGAGACACUCAACUACACACCAGUAGCGGUGGGGGGAUUGUUUCUGUUGGUUGUUUGUGGAUGGGUUUUCAGUGCCAGGAAGUGGUUUAGAGGUCCUGUGACCAAUGUGACUGUAUAGAUCAAUUGGGAUUCUGCUAUUUUUGGAGUGGCAUAGGGAACAUUGAUUCAAAGUAAAGUUGCAGCAUAGUUACUUCUCAAUCUCAUUGUUCAUAACUUCAAUCUUGGCAAGAAAUCUCGGUCCAGCAAUUAUCUAUUUCUCGGGUUAUGCUAAGUGGUCAUAACCUAAUAGUGUCAACUAAUCAAUUCGACUAUGAUACUCACAUUUGCAAGCCAUAAAAACGGCAAAAGUCCUCUAGACCCAGAGUCAACCCAAGUGGCUUAGAAGAUUCAAAUGAGGGUUACUAUUUGCUGCCCGUCUCUUGCGGGCGGCAAAUAGCGAUUCAUAUUCAAAUGUACCUCACGAAGGAAUGAACAUGCUUGGAAAAU